Molecule: messenger RNA, 3533 nt
Organism: Cannabis sativa
Lineage: Eukaryota; Viridiplantae; Streptophyta; Magnoliopsida; Rosales; Cannabaceae
Product: histone-lysine N-methyltransferase ASHH2-like
Exons: 1
Coding region: 313-3183 (956 amino acids)
Biological process (GO): regulation of DNA-templated transcription
Cellular component (GO): chromatin; nucleus
Molecular function (GO): zinc ion binding; histone H3K36 methyltransferase activity; protein binding
Source: RefSeq, a predicted model, not a curated record
AAGGGACACGUACAGGGAAUCCUAAUCCUAUUAUUAUUAUUAAAAGUAAUAAUUAAAAAUUAAAGAAUGAUUACGUGUCUCAUGAUCUUUUUAUUCAUAUAUAUAUAUUUAUUGAUAUUGGAAACAUAACAAACUUAUAUCAAAAUUUGAGGAGAAAAAAAUUUAUAAGGAUUCCGUCAAAUCUCUUGUUUGUUGGGUGAAUGUGGUUGUUCUAGGGCUUUUUCUAUUAUUCCGAUCACUGAACUCUUGUUCGAUGUAACAUAUAUACACCAAACUACUUAUUAUUUGUGUAAAAAUAUAUGUUUGUAUAGUAUGGAGGUAGGUGGGGAUUGGGAAUGCUCAAAGGAAAACAAGCCACGUGGAGGGGACAAUGAUGGGUUCUUUGGAAACCUUGGAACUACACAGGUAAGUAGUAUUACUACUACUAAUGUAAAUGGUACAUGUGUUUUGGCAUUAGAUCAUAAUUCUGACAACAGGGUCAGUGAAAUUGGUGUUUCUACUAAUCAAAUUCAAAGGUGCAGAAAGAAGAGAGGUUGUAAUUUGUCUAAAUCACCUCGUUCAUCUGUUUGGGGAACAUUGGAAAAUCUUACACAGAUCUUUGGGAAUACUAAGAAAGGGACAAAAUCAUCUGCUGCUUCAAAUAAUAACAACAAUAUUCGUUUCAAGGUAAGUUCUGUUAUGACUGCCAAUGGUUGUGAAGAGGAAAAAUUACUUAAUCCAUUAACAAUGAACAAAUCUAAACUAAGUGAGAAUCUUAUUUCAUCAGCUACUGCUACUGUUUUUGCUGAGACAUUCCAAGUUAAAAGUGGUACAAAAGUUGAAAUACCAAGUUCUGUUGUUGGUUCUAAUAAUGGGGACCAAGAUUUUCCUUUGUGUAAUGCUUGGGUGCGUUGUGAUUAUUGUCAUAAAUGGCGGUGCAUACCAUCUAAAGAUGCAGAUACUAUAGAAGAAAUUAAGUGCACAUGGAUAUGUAAGAACAACAUGGAUAAAGCCUUUGCUGAUUGCUCAAUCCCUCAAGAGAAGUCUAAUAAAGAUAUUAAUGCAGAAUUGGGAUUAUCAGAAGAGGAAGAAGAAGAAGAAGAAGAUGUCAAGCCUCCAACUGCUGUGCCUGCGUGUGUUACUAUUAGGACUAAUCAAUAUCUUCACCGCAGUAGGAAAACACAGACAGUUGAUGAGAUGAUGAUCUGCCAAUGCAAGCCACCUUUAGAUGGUCGGUUAGGUUGCGGUGAUGAUUGCCUGAAUCGAGUACUAAACAUUGAAUGUAUGCAAGGAACAUGUCCAUGUCGAGACCUUUGUUCAAACCAGCAGUUUCAGAAACGAAAGUAUGCAAAAUUGGAGAAGUUUAGAUGUGGGAAAAAAGGUUAUGGGCUUAAGUUUCUUGAGGAUGUAUCUAAAGGAAAUUUUGUUAUUGAGUAUGUUGGGGAAGUACUUGAUAUGCAAUCUUAUGUGUUGAGGCAGAAGGAGUAUGCUCUGAAAGGACAUAAACAUUUCUACUUUAUGACACUUGAUUGCAAUGAGGUCAUAGAUGCAUGUGUAAAAGGAAAUAAAGGAAGGUUUAUCAACCAUAGUUGUGAACCAAAUUGUCAAACUGAAAAGUGGAUGGUGAAUGGUGAGAUUUGUGUAGGACUCUUUGCAUUGAGAGAUAUAAAGAAAGGUGAAGAGGUUACAUUUGAUUACAACUAUGUCAGGGUGUUUGGAGCUGCUGCAAAAAAGUGUUAUUGUGGUUCUAACCAAUGCAGGGGUUAUAUUGGUGGUGAUCCUCUUGAUAAGGAGGAUGGUAGUCUUGAAAGUGAUUCAGAUGAAGCCAUGAACAGUUCAUGUAGUGAUGUCAUAAUAGCACCUAUUUCUGAGUCCGAUGUUUCCCAACAAAGAGAAGAUGUUACUCAAAAACUCAUUCCAUCUGCUCUUAAAAGAUUGUCAAGCUCUUCUCAGAAAUUCAAUCGAAUUUCGCCUGUUGAGAUGAUCAGCAAGUCUGGCAUAGCCAAUGAUAGGUUGCUUUCUUCUAAAGCUCAUCCUAAUAUGAAAAAAGGAAAAGUUAAGACUAAUCCCCCAAAUGCUAGCAAAGUUCUGAUGAAGCCCAGAAAAGCAAUAGAAGGAUCUUUUGGUAGCUGCUUCUAUGAAGUUGAGGAGAAACUUAAUGAUUUGCUUGAUGAUAAUGGGGGAAUAAGUAAGCACAAAGAUGCCCCCAAAUUCUACUUAAAGCUUUUAUAUCAUACUGCCAAAUCGGGUGAUAAUACUGUCAAUGGCGAAACUAUUCAGAGAAAUAGAGAUCUUUCAAUGAUUCUUGAUGCUCUUUUGAAAACAAAAUCAAGGCUGGUGUUGAAUGAUAUAAUCAACAAUAAUGGUUUGAGAAUGCUACACAAUAUAAUGAAGCAGUACAAAGCUGACUUUAAAAAGAUACCAAUUCUUAGGAAGCUUCUUAAGGUGUUGGAGUAUUUGGCAGUUAGGGAGAUUAUUAACUGUAGACAUAUCAGCAAAGAUCCUCCUUGUCCUCAAAUGGAGAGUUUUACUGAGUCAAUUCUAUCACUGACAAAGCAUGGUGAUAAACAGGUUCAUCAGAUAGCAAGGAAUUUCCGUGACAAGUGGAUUAGAAAACAAAGUAGAAAACUUACUCAUAUGGACAGAGACGAAAACAAGACCGAACUUUCUAGGAGUUCAAACUACAACAGAUUUUCUGUCUCACAGAAUGAUUGGUCUGAUCAUGACAGGAGACCUUCAGAAGCAUUUGAUUGUGUCAAGCAACCGGUCAUCGCUUCAACUUUGGUGAGUGCAGGCAUCCAGGAGGGAAGUUCUGCAUCACAUACCAGUGUUUUGCCUAUCAAUGGGACAAGAAAUCGCAAGCGUAAAAGCAGGUGGGAUCAGGUAACAUGGGAUUAUCCAGUAGUGACAAAACCAGUAGUGAAUGAUCAGCUUGAUAAAGAUGAUGAUUUUCCACCAGGGUUCUCAUUAUCACUUGGUGUUUGUCAUGUUGGGCAACCACAGGAGAAAUUUCUCUCUGGCUCACCUGUUUCAUAUGGAAUUUCUAUGUCCAUUAUAAAGCAAUUUGGUCAAGUACCUGAAACUGGGGGGAGUUGGGUUGUUGCUCCCGGCAUGCCUUUUCAUCCUUUUCCACCAUUGCCACCACUUCCUCCUGGUGAGAAAGACUCUUCACCGGGCCAUAGGAGACAUAACAAACGACCUUAACUUACAUUAUUCAGAAGCAAAAUGCCAUUUCUUUAAGCUGUGGAGUGGAGAAAGCUGGUAACAAUUGUCAUCAGCAUCAUCCAGAGAACCACAAUCAACAUUGAUUUACUUGUUUCCUUUCUUUCAUUUCAUGUAGUCCCAAUUCUUUUAUUGCAUCCAAUAUUUUGAAUUGAUAUGAAAAUUACUAACACACAAAAAUAGGAUAAUGUUCUGAAUGAAUACAGCCUUUUUUUUAUUAUUAUUAUUUAUUUAAUUAAUUUAUGUAUCAACUGAAGCAGCUAAUGAGUAAUGAUCAGAUGACCCAUUAUUUUAUUUUAUUUCUUUCUAAAUGAAGUAGCAAAUUGACCAAA